UACAAGUGCAAGUAUUGUCAAAAGUGCUUUAGGCAACCAUCACAUUGCAAGCGGCAUGAACUUACCCACACAGGAGAGAAACCUUAUCAGUGUACGCACUGCAACAAAUGCUUUGGGCAGUCAUCACAUUGCAAGCGGCAUGAACUUACACAUACAGGGGUAAAACCUUAUCAGUGCAAGCAUUGUGAUAAGUGUUUUUCACUGCCAUCACAUUGCAAGCGGCAUGAACUUACUCACUCAGGGCUGAAGCUCUAUCAGUGCCAGUAUUGUGAAAAGGGCUUCAUUGAUUCAACACAUUGAAAGGAGCAUGAAUGUAUCCACACAGGAGUGAAACCUUAUCAGUGCAAGCAUUGUGAUAAGUGCUUUACAGUGUCAUUGGAUUGCAAGCAACAUGAACAUACCCACACGGGAGUAAAACCUUAUCAGUGCAAGUUUUGUGAUAAGUGCUUCAGCUGGUCAGCAAAUUGCAAGCGACAUGAACAAACCCACACAAAAGUCAAACCUUAUCAGUGCAAGUAUUGUGAAAGGUGCUUUAGCCAGUCAUCAGAUUGCAAGCGACAUGAAUUUACCCAUACGGGAGUGAAACCUUAUCAGUGCAAGUAUUGUAAUAAGUGCUUCAGCUGGCCAUCAAAUUGCAAUGAGCAUGAACGUAUACACACAGGGGUGAGACCUUUUCCGUGCAAGUAUUGUAAUAAAUGCUUAAUAUCGUCGUCUGAUUGCAAGCGACAUGAACUUACCCACACAAGAGAGAAACCUUAUCAGUGCAAGUACAUGUAUUGUGAUAAAUGCUUUUCAUCAUCAUCGGAUUGCAAUCGACACGAACUUGUCCACAGAGGAGUGAAACCCUAUCAGUGCAAGAAUUGUGAUAAGUGCUUUAGCCGGUCUUCAGAUUGCAAGCGACAUGAACUUACCCAUACAGGAGUGAAGCCCUAUCAAUGCAAGUAUUGUGAUAAGUGUUUCAGUUGGCCAUCAAAUUGCACAGAGCAUGAACGUACCCACACAGGAGAGAAACCCUAUCAGUGUAAGCACUGUGAAAAGUGCUUUAUAUCAUCAUCAGCUUGCAAGCGACAUGAACUUACACACAAGAAUGAA
This is a messenger RNA of Porites evermanni, 1092 nucleotides long. The record is from the annotation of a GenBank genome assembly. Lineage: Eukaryota; Metazoa; Cnidaria; Anthozoa; Scleractinia; Poritidae.